This is a messenger RNA of Aspergillus ochraceoroseus IBT 24754, 2316 nucleotides long. It is a transcript of the gene glpV, whose product is annotated as glycogen phosphorylase. Gene Ontology annotation, biological process: glycogen catabolic process. Gene Ontology annotation, cellular component: cytoplasm. The record is from RefSeq and is a predicted model, not a curated record. The transcript is spliced from 2 exons. Lineage: Eukaryota; Fungi; Ascomycota; Eurotiomycetes; Eurotiales; Aspergillaceae. Gene Ontology annotation, molecular function: pyridoxal phosphate binding; glycogen phosphorylase activity. Bases 1 to 2316 code for a protein of 771 amino acids.
AUGGGCAGAGCCCUUGACAAUGCCAUGCUCAAUGUCGGAAUGAAAGACGUUGCAAAAGAGGGUCUGAAUGAUUUGGGUUUCCGGAUUGAAGAUGUUAUCAGCCAAGAACAUGACGCUGCUCUUGGCAAUGGUGGACUUGGACGCCUGGCAGCUUGUCUGUUGGAUAGUCUUGCAACUUUGAACUACCCUGCGUGGGGCUAUGGGUUACGUUAUCGCUAUGGCAUCUUUAAGCAGGAAAUAGUGAACGGGUACCAGGUCGAGGUCCCUGAUUAUUGGCUUGAUUUUAACCCCUGGGAGUUCCCCCGGCACGAAAUCACAGUCGACAUCCAGUUCUAUGGCCAUGUUUCAAAGACUCAAGAUGGUGAUGGCAGGACCGUUUCUAUCUGGGAGGGUGGCGAAACAGUUCAGGCUCUGGCCUAUGAUGUCCCAGUCCCGGGUUACGGAACUCGCACAACGAACAAUCUCCGACUUUGGUCAAGCAAAGCAGCUAGUGGAGAAUUCGAUUUCCAGAAGUUUAACGCUGGUGACUACGAGAGUGCAGUGGCGGAUCAGCAGCGUGCUGAAACGAUUUCUGCGGUCCUCUAUCCAAACGAUAAUUUGGAUAGAGGAAAGGAGCUCAGGCUGAAGCAGCAAUACUUUUGGUGCGCUGCCUCAUUAUAUGAUAUUGUCCGCAGAUUCAAGAAGACCAAGCGUGCAUGGAAAGAAUUUCCAGAACAGAUCGCUAUUCAACUUAAUGACACCCAUCCAACCCUGGCAAUUGUUGAGCUACAGCGCAUUCUCAUUGAUCAGGAAGGCCUUGACUGGGAUGAAGCAUGGUAUAUUGUAACCAAUACAUUUGGAUAUACCAACCAUACUGUUUUACCGGAAGCUUUGGAGAAGUGGUCUGUUCCCUUGGUGUCACAUCUUCUCCCUCGACACUUGCAGAUCAUCUACGACAUCAACCUGUUCUUCCUGCAACAGGUGGAAAGGAAAUUCCCGAAUGACAGGGAUAUUCUCUCACGUGUCUCAAUAAUUGAAGAGUCGCACCCAAAGAUGAUCAGAAUGGCCUAUUUGGCUAUCAUUGGCUCGCACAAGGUCAAUGGUGUGGCGGAGUUGCACUCAGAUCUGAUUCAGACGACCAUCUUUAGCGACUUUGUCACAAUCUAUGGCCCAGACAAGUUCACGAACGUCACAAAUGGCAUCACCCCCCGCCGGUGGUUACACCAGGCCAACCCUCGCUUGUCCGAGUUGAUUGCAUCCAAGCUUGGAGGAUACCAAUUCCUGACAGAUUUGACCCUUCUGGAACAAAUUGAGCAAUUUGCCGAUGACAAGAAUUUCCAGCGUGAAUGGGCAGAAAUCAAGAAAUUCAACAAGCUGCGGCUUGCCAAACACAUCAAAGACACUACCGGGUACCAAGUGAACCCAGAAGCGCUAUUCGAUAUUCAAGUGAAGCGUAUCCAUGAGUAUAAGCGCCAGCAGCUCAACAUCUUUGGCGUCAUCCACCGAUACCUCACAAUCAAGUCCAUGACCCCCGAGGAAAAGAAAAAAACCCAGCCCCGAGUCUCUAUCUUUGGCGGUAAAGCCGCACCAGGCUACUGGAUGGCCAAAACAAUCAUUCACCUUAUCAACAAAGUAUCUUCUGUGGUAAACAAUGACCCGGACGUUGGAGACCUCCUCAAAGUGAUUUUCAUCGAAGAUUACAACGUCAGCAAGGCCGAGAUUAUUUGUCCGGCCUCCGAUAUCAGCGAACACAUCUCCACAGCGGGAACCGAAGCCAGCGGGACCAGUAAUAUGAAAUUCGUCCUCAAUGGUGGCUUAAUUAUCGGGACCUGUGAUGGUGCCAAUGUAGGUCCUCCUCUUUCGCCUCCCAAAUCCUAUAUAUACUAUCCAGUCGUGCUUGUUUGCUUGCUAAAUUCAAUUAUACAGAUCGAAAUCACCCGCGAAAUCAGCGAAAACAACAUCUUCCUUUUCGGAAAUCUCGCCGAAGACGUUGAAAAGAUCCGCCACAGCCACUACUACGGUGGCAGUUUUACCCUCGACCCAAAACUAGCCAAAGUGUUCGACGCUAUUCGCAGCGGUGUAUUCGGCGACGCCAACGAUUUCUCCGCGCUGGUCGCCUCGAUCACCGAUCAGGGCGACUACUACCUCGUCUCGGAUGAUUUCAACUCUUAUAUCGAAGCGCAGAAACUGGUCGAUGAAGCCUUCGCGAACCAGGAAGAGUGGGUUUCGAAGUCAAUUACGAGUGUUGCACGCAUGGGCUUCUUCUCGACUGAUCGAGUGAUUAAUGAGUAUGCAGAUAGUAUUUGGAAUGUCGAACCACUUCCGGUGGAGGAUUAG